AUGCCGAAGGAGAAGAGACGAUCAGUGAGACGGAUGUUAUCGAAACGGCAGUGUCUCAACCAUCAGCGUCCGAUUCGGGACCGGAAUCAGGUGCAACAUCAGUUACCACUGCUUCCGGCACAGCUAUUGGAAGCCAAAGCUCAGGAACAUAUGGACUACCUGCCGCACAAGAAGUCGGCUUCGGUGGAUCAAAGGAAGGGGGAUGGGAUGGUAUUGGAACGCUUUGGAGAACGCUCAGGACCAUAUGGACUCGGUGCUGCUACCGCAGCCGAAGCCGCUACAAGCAACGAUGGUACAGGCUUCGGUGGAUCCGGGCCUGGUUCGAAACUCGCCCAAGAAGGACAGUAUGUCAUCCUCAAUGAAAACGAACCUGGUUUAUUUGCAGCAUCAAACGCAGACGCGGGCUCUAGCUAUUUGCCUUAUUACUACGAUUCCAUCCCAGAAACAUACAGGCUCGGUAAUUUUGGAUCAUCUCCAUUGUACGCACCAUACGGCGGUCGUAACGGAGGUUCAGGAUCAGGAUCAGGUGCAAUAUCUCCUGCCACACCUUCAGGCACCGCUACUCGAAGCAAAGGCUCAGGGCCAAAUGGACUCAGUGCUGCUACCGCUGCCGCAGCCGCUACAAGCAACGAUGGCACAGGCUUCGUUGGAUCGAAGCCUGAUUCAGGAUCAGGAUCAGGUGCAAGACCUGCUGCCACAGCUUUAGACACCGCUAUUGAAAGCCAAAGCUCAGGACCAUAUGGACUCGGUGCUGCUGCCGCAGCCGCAGCCACUACAAGCAACGAUGGUACAGGCUUCGGUGCAUCCGGGCCUGGUUCAAAACUCGCCCAGGAAGGACCUGGAUCAUUUGCAGCAUCAAACGCAGACGCGGGCUCUAGCUAUUUGCCUAAUUACUUGGAUUCCAUCUCAGAAACAUACAGCCUCGGUAAUUUUGGAUCAUCUCCAUUGUACGCACCAUACGGCGGUCGUAACGGAGGUUCAGGAUCAGGAUCAGGUGCAAGAUCUCCUGCCACACCUUCAGGCACCAAUACUGGAAGCCAAAGCUCAGGGCCAAAUGGAUUCAGUGCUGCUACCGCUGCCGCAGCCGCUACAAGCAACGAUGGCACAGGCUUCGUUGGAUCGAAGCCUGAUUCAGGAUCAGGAUCAGGUGCAAGACCUGCUGCCACAGCUUCAGGCACCGCUAUUGAAAGCCAAAGCUCAGGACCAUAUGGACUCGGUGCUUCUGCCGCAGCCGCAGCCACUACAAGCAACGGUGGUACAGGCUUCGGUACAUCCAGGCCUGGUUCCGAACUCGCCCAGGAAGGACCUGGAUCAUUUGCAGCAUCAAACGCAGACGCGGGCUCUAGCUAUUUGCCUAAUUACUUGGAUUCCAUCGCAGAAACAUACAGCCUCGGUAAUUUUGGAUCAUCUCCAUUGUACGCACCGUACGGCGGUCGUAACGGAGGUUCAGGAUCAGGAUCAGGUGCAAGAUCUCCUGCCACACCUUCAGGCACCGCUACUCGAAGCCAAAGCUCAGGGCCAAAUGGACUCAGUGCUGCUACCGCUGCCGCAGCCGCUACAAGCAACGAUGGCACAGGCUUCGUUGGAUCGAAGCCUGAUUCAGGAUCAGGAUCAGGUGCAAGACCUGCUGCUACAGCUUCAGGCACUGCUAUUGAAAGCCAAAGCUCAGGACCAUAUGGACUCAGUGCUGUUGCCGCAGCCGCAGCCACUACAAGCAACGGUGGUACAGGCUUCGGUGCAUCCGGGCCUGGUUCAAAACUCGCCCAGGAAGGACCUGGAUCAUUUGCAGCAUCAAACGCAGACGCGGGCUCUAGCUAUUUGCCUAAUUACUUGGAUUCCAUCUCAGAAACAUACAGCCUCGGUAAUUUUGGAUCAUCUCCAUUGUACGCACCAUACGGCGGUCGUAACGGAGGUUCAGGAUCAGGAUCAGGUGCAAGAUCUCCUGCCACACCUUCAGGCACCGCUACUCGAAGCCAAAGCUCAGGGCCAAAUGGACUCAGUGCUGCUACCGCUGCCGCAGCCGCCACAAGCAACGAUGGCAUAGGCUUCGUUGGAUCGAAGCCUGAUUCAGGAUCAGGAUCAGGUGCAAGACCUGCUGCCACAGCUUCAGGCACCGCUAUUGAAAGCCAAAGCUCAAGACCAUAUGGACUCAGUGCUGCUGCCGCAGCCGCAGCCACUACAAGAAACGGUGGUACAGGCUUCGGUGCAUCCGGGCCUGAUUCCGAACUCGCCCAGGAAGGACCUGGAUCAUUUGCAGCAUCAAACGCAGACGCGGGCUCUAGCUAUUUGCCUAAUUACUUGGAUUCCAUCUCAGAAACAUACAGCCUCGGUAAUUUUGGAUCAUCUCCAUUGUACGCACCGUACGGCGGUCGUAACGGAGGUUCAGGAUCAGGAUCAGGUGCAAGAUCUCCUGCCACUCCUUCAGGCACUGCUACUCGAAGCCAAAGCUCAGGGCCAAAUGGACUCAGUGCUGCUACCGCUGCCGCAGCCGCUACAAGCAACGAUGGCACAGGCUUCGUUGGAUCGAAGCCUGAUUCAGGAUCAGGAUCAGGUGCAAGACCUGCUGCCACAGCUUCAGGCACCGCUAUUGAAAGCCAAAGCUCAGGACCAUAUGGACUCGGUGCUGCUGCCGCAGCCGCAGCCACUACAAGCAACGGUGGUACAGGCUUCGGUGCAUCCGGGCCUGGUUCCGAACUCGCCCAGGAAGGACCUGGAUCAUUUGCAGCAUCAAACGCAGACGCGGGCUCUAGCUAUUUGCCUAAUUACUUGGAUUCCAUCGCAGAAACAUACAGCCUCGGUAAUUUUGGAUCAUCUCCAUUGUACGCACCGUACGGCGGUCGUAACGGAGGUUCAGGAUCAGGAUCAGGUGCAAGAUCUCCUGCCACACCUUCAGGCACCGCUACUCGAAGCCAAAGCUCAGGGCCAAAUGGACUCAGUACUGCUACCGCUGCCGCAGCUGCCACAAGCUACGAUGGCACAGGUUUCGUUGGAUCGAAGCCUGAUUCAGGAUCAGGGUCAGGUGCAAGACCUGCUGCCACAGCUUCAGGCACCGCUAUUGAAAGCCAAAGCUCAAGACCAUAUGGACUCAGUGCUGCUGCCGCAGCCGCAGCCACUACAAGAAACGGUGGUACAGGCUUCGGUGCCUCCGGGCCUGAUUCCGAACUCGCCCAGGAAGGACCUGGAUCAUUUGCAGCAUCAAACGCAGACGCGGGCUCUAGCUAUUUGCCUAAUUACUUGGAUUCCAUCGCAGAAACAUACAGCCUCGGUAAUUUUGGAUCAUCUCCAUUGUACGCACCGUACGGCGGUCGUAACGGAGGUUCAGGAUCAGGAUCAGGUGCAAGAUCUCCUGCCACUGCUUCAGGCACCGCUACUCGAAGCCAAAGCUCAGGGCCAAAUGGACUCAGUGCUGCUACCGCUGCCGCAGCCGCUACAAGCAACGAUGGUACAGGCUUCGUUGGAUCUAAGCCUGAUUCAGGAUCAGGAUCAGGUGCAAAACCUCCUGCUACAGCUUCAGGCACCGCUAUUGAAAGCCAAAGCUCAGGACCAUAUGGACUCGGUGCUGCUGCCGCAGCCGCAGCCACUACAAGCAACGGUGGUACAGGCUUCGGUGCAUUCGGGCCUGGUUCCGAACUCGCCCAGGAAGGACCUGGAUCAUUUGCAGCAUCAAACACAGACGCGGGCUCUAGCUAUUUGCCUAAUUACUUGGAUUCCAUCGCAGAAACAUACAGCCUUGGUAAUUUUGGAUCAUCUCCAUUGUACGCACCGUACGGCGGUCGUAACGGAGGUUCAGGAUCAGGAUCAGGUGCAAGAUCUCCUGCCACACCUUCAGGCACCGCUACUCGAAGCCAAAGCUCAGGGCCAAAUGGACUCAGUGCUGCUACCGCUGCCGCAGCCGCUACAAGCAACGAUGGCACAGGCUUCGUUGGAUCGAAGCCUGAUUCAGGAUCAGGAUCAGGUGCAAGACCUGCUGCUACAGCUUCAGGCACUGCUAUUGAAAGCCAAAGCUCAGGACCAUAUGGACUCAGUGCUGUUGCCGCAGCCGCAGCCACUACAAGCAACGGUGGUACAGGCUUCGGUGCAUCCGGGCCUGGUUCCAAACUCGCCCAGGAAGGACCUGGAUCAUUUGCAGCAUCAAACGCAGACGCGGGCUCUAGCUAUUUGCCUAAUUACUUGGAUUCCAUCUCAGAAACAUACAGCCUCGGUAAUUUUGGAUCAUCUCCAUUGUACGCACCGUACGGCGGUCGUAACGGAGGUUCAGGAUCAGGAUCAGGUGCAAGAUCUCCUGCCACUCCUUCAGGCACCGCUACUCGAAGCCAAAGCUCAGGGCCAAAUGGACUCAGUGCUGCUACCGCUGCCGCAGCCGCUACAAGCAACGAUGGCACAGGCUUCGUUGGAUCGAAGCCUGAUUCAGGAUCAGGAUCAGGUGCAAGACCUGCUGCCACAGCUUCAGGCACCGCUAUUGAAAGCCAAAGCUCAGGACCAUAUGGACUCGGUGCUGCUGCCGCAGCCGCAGCCACUACAAGCAACGGUGGUACAGGCUUCGGUGCAUCCGGGCCUGGUUCCGAACUCGCCCAGGAAGGACCUGGAUCAUUUGCAGCAUCAAACGCAGACGCGGGCUCUAUCUAUUUGCCUAAUUACUUGGAUUCCAUCGCAGAAACAUACAGCCUCGGUAAUUUUGGAUCAUCUCCAUUGUACGCACCGUACGGCGGUCGUAACGGAGGUUCAGGAUCAGGAUCAGGUGCAAGAUCUCCUGCCAUACCUUCAGGCACCGCUACUCGAAGCCAAAGCUUAGGGCCAAAUGGACUCAGUGCUGCUACCGCUGCCGCAGCCGCUACAAGCAACGAUGGUACAGGCUUCGUUGGAUCUAAGCCUGAUUCAGGAUCAGGAUCAGGUGCAAAACCUCCUGCUACAGCUUUAGGCACCGCUAUUGAAAGCCAAAGCUCAGGACCAUAUGGACUCGGUGCUGCUGCCGCAGCCGCAGCCACUACAAGCAACGGUGGUACAGGCUUCGGUGCAUCCGGGCCUGGUUCCGAACUCGCCCAGGAAGGACCUGGAUCAUUUGCAGCAUCAAACGCAGACGCGGGCUCUAGCUAUUUGCCUAAUUACUUGGAUUCCAUCGCAGAAACAUACAGCCUUGGUAAUUUUGGAUCAUCUCCAUUGUACGCACCGUACGGCGGUCGUAACGGAGGUUCAGGAUCAGGAUCAGGUGCAAGAUCUCCUGCCACACCUUCAGGCACCGCUACUCGAAGCCAAAGCUCAGGGCCAAAUGGACUCAGUGCUGCUACCGCUGCCGCAGCCGCUACAAGCAACGAUGGCACAGGCUUCGUUGGAUCGAAGCCUGAUUCAGGAUCAGGUUCAGGUGCAAGACCUGCUGCUACAGCUUCAGGCACCGCUAUUGAAAGCCAAAGCUCGAGACCAUAUGGACUCGGUGCUGCUGCCGCAGCCGCAGCCACUACAAGAAACGGUGGUACAGGCUUCGGUGCAUCCGGGCCUGGUUCCGAACUCGCCCAGGAAGGACCUGGAUCAUUUGCAUCAUCAAACGCAGACGCGGGCUCUAGCUAUUUGCCUAAUUACUUGGAUUCCAUCGCAGAAACAUACAGCCUCGGUAAUUUUGGAUCAUCUCCAUUGUACGCACCAUACGGCGGUCGUAACGGAGGUUCAGGAUCAGGAUCAGGUGCAAGAUCUCCUGCCACUGCUUCAGGCACCGCUACUCGAAGCCAAAGCUCAGGGCCAAAUGGACUCAGUGCUGCUACCGCUGCCGCAGCCGCUACAAGCAACGAUGGUACAGGCUUCGUUGGAUCGAAGCCUGAUUCAGGAUCAGGAUCAGGUGAAAGACCUGCUGCCACAGCUUCAGGCACCGCUAUUGAAAGCCAAAGCUCAGGACCAUAUGGACUCGGUGCUGCUGCCGCAGCCGCAGCCACUACAAGCAACGGUGGUACAGGCUUCGGUGCAUCCGGGCCUGGUUCCGAACUCGCCCAGGAAGGACCUGGAUCAUUUGCAGCAUCAAACGCAGACGCGGGCUCUAGCUAUUUGCCUAAUUACUUGGAUUCCAUCGCAGAAACAUACAGCCUCGGUAAUUUUGGAUCAUCUCCAUUGUACGCACCGUACGGCGGUCGUAACGGAGGUUCAGGAUCAGGAUCGGGUGCAAGAUCUCCUGCCACACCUUCAGGCACCGCUACUCGAAGCCAAAUCUCAGGGCCAAAUGGACUCAGUGCUGCUGCCGAUGCCGCAGCUGCCACAAGCAACGAUGGCACAGGUUUCGUUGGAUCGAAGCCUGAUUCAGGAUCAGGAUCAGGUGCAAGACCUGCUGCCACAGCUUCAGGCACUGCUAUUGAAAGCCAAAGCUCAGGACCAUAUGGACUCGGUGCUGCUGCCGCAGCCGCAGCCACUACAAGAAACGGUGGUACAGGCUUCGGUGCAUCCGGGCCUGGUUCCGAACUCGCCCAGGAAGGACCUGGAUCAUUUGCAGCAUCAAACGCAGACGCGGGCUCUAGCUAUUUGCCUAAUUACUUGGAUUCCAUCGCAGAAACAUACAGCCUCGGUAAUUUUGGAUCAUCUCCAUUGUACGCACCAUACGGUGGUCGUAACGGAGGUUCAGGAUCAGGAUCAGGUGCAAGAUCUCCUGCCACUCCUUCAGGCACCGCUACUCGAAGCCAAAGCUCAGGGCCAAAUGGACUCAGUGCUGCUACCGCUGCCGCAGCCGCUACAAGCAACGAUGGUACAGGCUUCGUUGGAUCGAAGCCUGAUUCAGGAUCAGGAUCAGGUGCAAGACCUGCUGCCACAGCUUCAGGCACCGCUACUGAAAGCCAAAGCUCAGAACCAUAUGGACUCGGUGCUGCUGCCGCAGCCGCAGCCACUACAAGCAACGGUGGUACAGGCUUCGGUGCAUCCGGGCCUGGUUCCGAACUCGCCCAGGAAGGACCUGGAUCAUUUGCAGCAUCAAACGCAGACGCGGGCUCUAGCUAUUUGCCUAAUUACUUGGAUUCCAUCGCAGAAACAUACAGCCUCGGUAAUUUUGGAUCAUCUCCAUUGUACGCACCGUACGGCGGUCGUAACGGAGGUUCAGGAUCAGGAUCAGGUGCAAGAUCUCCUGCCACACCUUCAGGCACCGCUACUCGAAGCCAAAGCUCAGGGCCAAAUGGACUCAGUGCUGCUACCGCUGCCGCAGCCGCUACAAGCAACGAUGGCACAGGCUUCGUUGGAUCUAAGCCUGAUUCAGGAUCAGGAUCAGGUGCAGGACCUGCUGCCACAGCUUCAGGCACUGCUGUUGAAAGCCAAAGCUCAGGACCAUAUGGACUCGGUGCUGCUGCCGCAGCCGCAGCCACUACACGCAACGGUGGUACAGGCUUCGGUGCAUCCGGGCCUGGUUCAAAACUCGCCCAGGAAGGACCUGGAUCAUUUGCAGCAUCAAACGCAGACGCGGGCUCUAGCUAUUUGCCUAAUUACUUGGAUUCCAUCUCAGAAACAUACAGCCUCGGCACCGCUACUCGAAGCCAAAGCUCAGGGCCAAAUGGACUCAGUGCUGCUACCGCUGCCGCAGCCGCUACAAGCAACGAUGGCACAGGCUUCGUUGGAUCGAAGCCUGAUUCAGGAUCAGGAUCAGGUGCAAGACCUGCUGCCACAGCUUUAGGCACCGCUAUUGAAAGCCAAAGCUCAGAACCAUAUGCACUCGGUGCUGCUGCCGCAGCCGCAGCCACUACAAGCAACGGUGGUACAGGCUUCGGUGCAUCCGGGCCUGGUUCAAAACUCGCCCAGGAAGGACCUGGAUCAUUUGCAGCAUCAAACGCAGACGCGGGCUCUAGCUAUUUGCCUAAUUACUUGGAUUCCAUCUCAGAAACAUACAGCCUCGGUAAUUUCGGAUCAUCUCCAUUGUACGCACCGUACGGCGGUCGUAACGGAGGUUCAGGAUCAGGAUCAGGUGCAAGAUCUCCUGCCACUCCUUCAGGCACCGCUACUCGAAGCCAAAGCUCAGGGCCAAAUGGACUCAGUGCUGCUACCGCUGCCGCAGCCGCUACAAGCAACGAUGGCACAGGCUUCGUUGGAUCGAAGCCUGAUUCAGGAUCAGGAUCAGGUGCAAGACCUGCUGCUACAGCUUUAGGCACUGCUAUUGAAAGCCAAAGCUCAGGACCAUAUGGAAUCGGUGCUGUUGCCGCAGCCGCAGCCACUACAAGCAACGGUGGUACAGGCUUCGGUGCAUCCGGGCCUGGUUCAAAACUCGCCCAGGAAGGACCUGGAUCAUUUGCAGCAUCAAACGCAGACGCGGGCUCUAGCUAUUUGCCUAAUUACUUGGAUUCCAUCGCAGAAACAUACAGCCUCGGUAAUUUUGGAUCAUCUCCAUUGUACGCCCCAUACGGCGGUCGUAACGGAGGUUCAGGAUCAGGAUCAGGUGCAAGAUCUCCUGCCACUCCUUCAGGCACCGCUACUCGAAGCCAAAGCUCAGGGCCAAAUGGACUCAGUGCUGCUACCGCUGCCGCAGCCGCUACAAGCAACGAUGGCACAGGCUUCGUUGGAUCGAAGCCUGAUUCAGGGUCAGGAUCAGCCGCAGCCACAACAAGCAACGGUGGUUCAGGCUUCGGUGCAUCCGGGCCUGGUUCCGAAUUCGCCCAGGAAGGACCUGGAUCAUUUGCAGCAUCAAACGCAGACGCGGGCUCUAGCUAUUUGCCUAAUUACUACGAUUCCAUCUCAGAAACAUACAGCCUCGGUAAUUUUGGAUCAUCUCCAUUGUACGCACCAUAUGGCGGUCGUAACGGAGGUUCAGGAUCAGGAUCAGGUGCAAGACCUGCUGCCACAGCUUCAGGCACCGCUAUUGAAAGCCAAAGCUCAGGUCCAUAUGGACUCGGUGCUGCUACCGCAGUCGCAGCCGCUACAAGCAACGAUGGUACAAGCUACGGUGGAUCCAAGCCUGGUUCAAAACUCGGCCAAGGAGGACAGAAUGUCUACCACAGUGAAAACGGCCCCGGAUUAUUUGCAACAUCGAACGCUGCUGCCGUCUCAGAAACAUUCAAGCUCGGUAAUCAUGGAUCAUCUUCGUUCUCCGCACCAUACGGCGAUCAAAAUCCAACUGUUAUAGUCAACCAAGGUGGAUAUGGAUGCGGACAUUCCGGUAUUUGUAAACCAUGUAGUCUUACUCGAAGACAAUACUUUAUUAAGGUUGGACGACGUGGCAGUUAA
Molecule: messenger RNA, 9171 nt
Organism: Parnassius apollo (apollo)
Lineage: Eukaryota; Metazoa; Arthropoda; Insecta; Lepidoptera; Papilionidae
Source: the annotation of a GenBank genome assembly